AUGGCGAAACGCAAGGCACCUGAAGAACUCUCCACUAAUUUGAAUACUAUCAAAGCUCGCAACCGCGUCUCCAACCUUACUGAAGAUGAGAAGGCUGUUCAUUUAGCACUCAAGGCUGACCAUGGCGAUCUGAGCUACUACUUAAAGAAGUUAUACAAGUCUGCAAAGUAUAUCGCUGCCUCUGCUGAAGACAAGACACGUCUACAGAAUGAAUUGAAGGUUGAGCGUAUUCGUGUUCGGACUGAAAAGGGCACCCAUGCAUCUUGCAUUGCGAAUCAGAAAGUCAAGAAUACUAGCGCCCCUUCUUCUUCUCCACAAGCCCCACCAUCUACUCCGCCACAACUUCUGUCUGAGCUUGCUGCAUUUGAGGGUAUCACCAGUAUCCCAAUCGAUGACGAUCAUAACAGCGAAUGGGAGGAUACUGAGGUUGAAGACGAUUUAGAGUUGGAGCUUAUGUUACGGCGCGACGAUAUUUUAAAUGAAGAGGCUGUUCUACCAGAUGAGCUUUCUGAUGAAGAGAUCGCUAGCAUCCAGGCUCUCUUAACUCAAGCACGCAUUGAUGCCCAUGAAGAGUCCAAUUUCCGCAAGUGGCAACAUUUCUGGGAUAGCUGUAUCCGCUCAUAUACGAGAAAGGCUGGAAAGCUGAGAAAGAAGCCUGAGCAUCUCUUUGAAUAUAUGCCAUGGAUUGAUGUAGAAGAAGGCACUUUUCACAACGUUAUCCCACCACAUAAAUAUUUCUGUUUGUACGAGCAGGCAGUUUGGACAAACUUUACAGCUUGGAAGUUUGGAAAGUGGGCCCAAUUACCAGGACCUGCGCAGUGGUACCCAAAGUCUUACAAUCUUGUCGACAACGGAUGGUUACAAGUCUCCACUCAUAGUUCUAGCUUCAAAGAGGCGUUCUUACUUGUCUACUCUAAGAAAUUUGAUAAGGAAAAGUGGGCUAAGGUAUCAGCUGCACAGGAUAUGUUGUUUCUGGAGUUAGAGUAGAGGAGAGAAAUGGAGUAUUUGAUUUUCCGACGCGAAUAGGGG
Messenger RNA from Pseudogymnoascus destructans, 1029 nucleotides. RefSeq lists its product as uncharacterized. The record is from RefSeq and is a predicted model, not a curated record. The transcript is spliced from 4 exons. Lineage: Eukaryota; Fungi; Ascomycota; Leotiomycetes; Thelebolales; Thelebolaceae. The coding region runs from base 1 to 987 and encodes 328 amino acids.